This is a messenger RNA of Racocetra fulgida, 207 nucleotides long. Lineage: Eukaryota; Fungi; Glomeromycota; Glomeromycetes; Diversisporales; Gigasporaceae. The record is from the annotation of a GenBank genome assembly.
AACCUGCAAUGAAUGACCUGAUUUUGGCAGUUUUUGGUGAUUCAAACAUAUUUUUGGAUUGUGAUAGUGGCGAGUGUCUUCAUUACACUGAGGUUCCUGGAUUUAAAUUUAAAAAUGUUGGUUAUUUUGUCGGAGAAAAACAGAUUCUUUCUUCAAUACACGGGAUUGUGAAGCCUGGUGAAGUUAUGGCAAUAUUGGGUGGUUCUG